AUGUUCUCAAAAGUAUGGUUUAUCACCGGCGCCUCCACCGGCUUUGGGCGCUCCGUUACAGAGCUAGCUCUACGGAAAGGCGACAAAGUCGUCGCAACAAUGCGUUCGCCAAAAGUCUUAUCAGAACUCUCGGCGAAGUACCCGGCCUCGCAACUCCUCGUCUCCCGCCUUGAUGUGACAAACUCUCAAAAGAUAACAUCCGUGUUCGAUGAGGCUUGUGCGAAGUUUGGACGCGUGGACGUGGUGUUCAACAACGCAGGUCACUGUACAGUUUCAGAAGCCGAAGGAAUGAGCGAGAGCAGCGCACGACGUCUAUUUGAGGUUCUUUUCUGGGGCGCUGCGAACGUGACGAAGGAGGCGGUUCGUGUGUUCAGGGACGCAAACCAACCGCGUGGCGGCCACUUGGUGCAGAUGUCUUCUAGGACCGCGUUGGAGGUCGUUCCCGGGGUGGCGCAUUAUGCUGCAGCUAAAAGUGCGUUGGAGACCUUAACAGAAGGAUAUAAAGCCGAGCUGGAUCCAACUUGGGGUAUCAAGAUGUCAAUCAUAGAACCAGCACUCUUCCGCACCGGCUGCGUACCUAGAAACAUCAUUGAACCGGUCCACCCCGCUUACAGCGACCCCUCCUUGCCUUCACGCAAGUAUCGCAGCAUCUACCCAGGGGCUGAUCAGUUCUCGGACGGCGACUCGAAUAAGCUUGCACAAGCGAUCUACAGGCUCACAUGCAUGGAUGAUCCUCCGUUCCGCCUGCCGCUACAUCACGUUGCAGUCUCCGCCGCGAGAAAGAAAGGGCUGAACUUUAUACAGGUGGCUGACAAGUUUGCAAGCUGGUCAAAUGAUAUUUAUCUUGACGACGCUGAUAUCGCAGCUGCGGGGGUGACGCGAUAG
Messenger RNA from Coniophora puteana RWD-64-598 SS2, 885 nucleotides. RefSeq names its product NAD(P)-binding protein. NCBI's taxonomy places the organism in Eukaryota, Fungi, Basidiomycota, Agaricomycetes, Boletales, Coniophoraceae. The record is from RefSeq and is a predicted model, not a curated record. The transcript has 5 exons. The coding region runs from base 1 to 885 and encodes 294 amino acids.